Argiope bruennichi is the source of this 6148-nucleotide messenger RNA. RefSeq names its product IST1 homolog (gene Ist1). The transcript is spliced from 4 exons. Lineage: Eukaryota; Metazoa; Arthropoda; Arachnida; Araneae; Araneidae. Gene Ontology annotation, biological process: protein transport. Bases 106 to 1191 code for a protein of 361 amino acids. The record is from RefSeq and is a predicted model, not a curated record.
UCAACUCAUGAGUCAGAUCAGGUUUGCUAUUGUAUUUCGUUUUCUGUUUGUUAUCACUGUCAGAUUAUAAAGAUUUAACAGUUUGUGUGAAUAAUCGUUUUAAAAAUGAUGUCCACUGGGUGUAAUUAUUCAAAGCUAAAAACGAAUUUAAGACUAGCUAUCAAUAGAUUGAAGCUACUUGAAAAGAAAAAAACAGAAUUAACCCAAAAAUCUAGACGCGAAAUAGCCGAUUAUCUUGCUAAUGGAAAAAUUGAGAGGUCCAAAAUUCGUGUGGAACACAUUAUUCGUGAAGAUUAUUUAGUUGAAGCAAUGGAACUUGUCGAAAUGUUUUGUGAUCUUUUGUUGGCUCGAUUUGGACUUAUUCAACAGAUGAAAACCCUAGAUGAAGGUCUUGCUGAAGCUGUUUCCAGCUUGAUUUGGGCUGCUCCACGACUACAAGCAGAUGUUGCUGAGCUAAAAAUUAUUGCUGACCAGCUUGCUGUGAAAUAUGGAAAACCUUACGCUAUUGCUGUCAGAGAAAAUAGUUUAAACUCGGUAAAUGAGAAAUUGGUGCAUAAGCUGAGUGUCCAAGCUCCGCCAAAGGUUCUUGUUGAAAAAUAUCUAAUUGAAAUCGCCAAAAGCCACAAUGUGCCUUAUGAACCUGAUAAUGAAGUUUUAGCAGAAGAAGAGCAUGCUCUUGAAGCUAUUGUCAGUGAGCCACUUAUUAAUCUUGGGGAUGAUCCUAGACCACCACAACCAGGUUUUGUUACUGGACCUUCCCCACAGGAAAAAACAAUGUAUCCUGGUGUGCAGUAUCCACAACCUGAUUUACCAAAACCAUUUAAUUAUCCUAUACCAAAUGUUUGUGCAAAAGGCUCUGAAGUACCUCCUAUUCCAAGUGUUGCACCAAGUGGCCCAUAUCCAGGACCCGUUUCUAAUCCUGAAAAUAUUGGCUUCAAUGUAGAUAUUCCUGCACCAUCUUAUGAAAGUGUGUUUGGUGAUAAUCCUCCACUGCCACAAAAUUCUGGUGUGCAAUCUCCACCAGCUAUGCCUACACCAGCCCCUAGGUCAAAAUUUCCAGUUGAUUCACUUCCAGAAUUGCCUUCUGUCCCUAAUACUGUAUUGCCUGAACUUGGUGAAGGUAAUACUGGUGAUGAUGUUGAUUUCGAUGAUUUAGCUAAGCGAUUUGAAGAAUUAAAGAAGCGUAAAUGACUAUUCUUUCUAAAAUUCUAUGCUGUUUUUUAUUAAAUGGCUUAGCUUCUACUAUUGAAAAGUAAUUCAAUGCAUAAUUGCGAGUAAUUUUUGAAAAUGUAUAUUUGUGAAUAUCAAAUAAAUAUUUUCUUCUCUAGGGUAUAUAAUGUAAUAUCCAUUACAUGAAACAUCAAAUAUAAUUAUAUUUUGCUUCGUUAGUAAUGUAAAAUAAACAAGUUGAAUUCAAAUUAUUGCUGUGGUGUUCGUUUAAUUGUAUAUGUUAUCUGCCAAAAUUUAUUUAAAAAAAUAAUUACACAAUUAAAACUGAAAUCAUUAAUUGUAAAAAUUAAAUAGUGCAUUUAGAUUCGUUUUGAAUGCAAUUUUGCAUAUAUUAAAAAAAUUGUUUUUAGAUCAAAUAUUUGCUGAAAUAUUCUAAAUAUUCUAAUUUUCUAAUAAUGUAAAGGUUGAAGAAUGCAAAAAUGUUAAUUAUUCUGCUCAGAAAAAUAUUUAGACCUAGUUUUUGUGAUUAUAAAUUCAAUUUUGUGCAUUAUAAUGUUAUUGAUUUUUAAUGAGAGGUUUAGAAGAAGCCAUUGUGAGUACUAAGUGCUCAAUAUCUGAAUUUAUGCUUAUCAAAUGUGCAAACUAUAUUUUUAAUGCAGAACUGGCAUUUUAUUUUUUGCUGUCUUUUAUGAACUGAAAUAUUUUCAGUAAAAUUAUAUUAUUUUUUAAUAUUAUUAAUUCUAAGUAAUACUAAAAAAUAUUAAUGUUAUUAAGGAUUUUUGUCAUCUAUACAAAAUAUCCAAAAAAAGGUGUUUCCAAAUUUUAAGAGUAUACCAGGCACAUAGAAGCAUAUAAUUGUUGCAAAUAGAACAUGAGGUAUAAAAUGCAAAUGAGAGUCCUUCUUUCAUAGUGAAUUAAGUAAAUUAAAUGGAUAUCCCAGAUAAAAUGUAUAGUACUAAUUAUUGAAAUACAAGGUGAUAAUUUCACAACUGUCCAAUUACGUAAAUAAUAUUGAGUGAAGCAAGUGUCACCUCAGAGGCUUAAUUUUUUUAAAUAUUUAAUUGUUUCAGAGGCUUUUUAAUAUUGUGUCCUCCUUGCCAUUAUCAUAUUUGUCAUUUUGUGUACCACUUGUAAUGUUGUCCAUUUAAUUAGAUCGCAUGCUAUUGUAAAUUUUUAUUUCAUUAACUUUUUUUUAUAUUUUAUCUAGCGAAUCGUUUCUUUUACUUAACUCACUAACAAAGUGUCCCUCUUUGCAUUUCCUAACCUAUACUCUGUUCAAAAACUGAUGCAUUUCUGAAGGUCUGGCAUAUUUUUAAAGUUUAUAAGUGACCUUUCUGUGCACUGUUUCUAAUGUCAUAUUAAAAGAAAGCUUUGUCGGGAAAACUGCAAGUUUUCUAUUUGAUGAUACAAGUAAAUAAUUUUAAAAAACAUCAUAUAUUUUCAGAAUCACAACAUGAAAUACAUUUUAUAGACUUAACCUCAACCUGCCAGACACUUUUUAACCUUUAUUAAUUUGAAAUGCCAAUCAUAUUUACAACGGAAAGGUGUGGACAAUGAUCGUGCUGUUUUAAGGAAGUGUGUCACGAUUUUUUUUUUUUUUUAUCAUAACAGAAGGAGAAGAAAAGGCAUGUAUCUUCUCCGCUACAAACCUGAUCAUAUGUAUAGAUAAUUACUCGCACCCAUAAGUAUUUCCAAACAUGGAAAGAUUUCAUGCCCGUUUUCAAAGGCUUUCAGACUUGGUCUAACAAAUAUUUGCAAAAUUCUGGCAACUUAACUUUACUAAAUUUUGUUUCAACAUAGUACUUUGUGAAUGUGAUUUUUCGUUAAUAACAUGUAUAAUUAAGAACUUUAAAAAUUUAGCUACGAAAUCUUUAAUUGAUAUGACAUGCUAUUAUAUUUACUGAACCACUAAUAAAUUCGUUUUGUAUUACAUGUGGAGUCUGCCGUUGUUGUAGACAAUACUUCCAAGUUAAUUCUUGUAGAGUACCUUGUUUCGCGACCUGAAAAGCAUGUUUUCAGUUGGUGGAAGUACGUAUCGGUUACAUUUUUCUUAAAAAACAAACAAACAAACUCGCCGACAUUCUUAAAUAUUUAAUUGGGAUGUUUUAUCAUAUAGAAAAAAAACAGUUUUCUGAAUAGUAAGCAUUAGCGAAUGAUCUGGAUAUUAGCCAGUCAGAGACUCUGGGAAAUUUAUAAAAGCUUCUCGGUCUUUAGAUAUAUACCGCAAAAUGCAGAUACAUUAUCAUAUUCUGUUAUAGAAUGUGUUAUUGGUAGAUAAUUACGUAUUUGAAGAGGCAUCCGAAAACUUGUAUCAUGAACAUUAAUCAUUCUUUGUUUUUACUGUCCAAAAGACCAAUGCUUUUUAACAUUUCAUAUUUAAAAAGAAAUGAUAUUGCCAGUGCAAUGACAUUUGAAUCCAUUAAUGUAUGCUGAUACGAUUACGACCAUUUUCAGCUUCUUGCUUUAUGUGAAGAAGAAGUUUGCCCUUUUGCUUUGAAGUUGAAAUUGUGGAUCUUCUAAGGUUUUAUGUUUAAAAAAAAACCUUGUCUUCAAAUAUGCAAACAAUUUUAUUUACUUCGCAUUUCUCCCAUAAAACCUCUGUUGCUUGUUUUGUUUCCAUCCACACAUAAGGAGUAAUUACAGUUAUAAGGAAUUUUUGUAGAUAAUGCCGCAUGGAAUGUGUUCCUUGUUCAUCUCAGUCGGCGAGAAACUGACCUCAAGAAUAAAAGAAUCUAUGGUUUUGCUAUCUUUCAAAUAUGUGAAUGAACUUUUACUAUGUUAUCCAGUCUAACUGCAGUAAUGCUUGUACUUUUACUUCUUGCAUUUCCAUUUCUUUCAUCUAUGAAAUUUCCUUGACAUUUGACAAUAUCAGCUUCAUUAUUAGAUUUUCGGAGCUAUACAUGAUCGAGUAUGCAAAGUGGGAGAGGCUAAUUUUCAUGGGCGAAAAAAUGCUACGAAAUAUCUGGACUUUUGGAAUCCAUAUACGUCUUACACAAAGUUCUGGGACCACUUUGCAGUGUAUCUGUUUUUGCUUUUGUCUUUGACAUAUAUUUUCUUGCCGAGAUACUGAAGAUAUGAACAUUAUUUCUUCUAAAUAUAUAAUAUAUUGAAUGCUCACUUCUGGAUAGGCCAGUUUCAAUGUAUUUUGUAGCUGUCUGAACCCAUUCAAGUAGCAUCAAAGUGCUGAAAUUUCCAAUUCUUUCGAAACUACCAGUGAAAUUUAAGUGACUCUCACCUAAAAGAUUCUGUUCCUGUUUUAUGACAUAACUAGAUUUACAUUAUUUUUAACCUAUCUUUAAAUACUCUGAAUCUUCAUGAUGUGAAUUAAGUAGGCACCUGCUGUUCCAAUAAAGGAAGCUUCAUCAAACAGUGAUAAUCCUGGAAACUUAUUUGAACCACGUACCAUUUAUUAUUUUAGAACAGCAGUUUCAUUUCUGGAAUUUUAUUAGUUUAACCCUUUAAAGGGCCAUUUUUUUCUAGUCAUAUUAUGUUAAAAUAUUUUUAGGCUUGAAAUUAGAAUAAGAAAAGGGAUUCAUUUAGCUUAUUAGAUAAAUUUAAUUUGAUUAAUUAAUUAAUCUGGUUAGUUAAUAAUUAAGUAACAAAUCAAGACACAUCAUUUUUUGUGAGACAAAGAACUAAAGCAUCUAAGUUUCUGUCUUUCUAAAAAAAAUUUGUCAGACCUUAUGCUAACCUACAUAAUUUCAUACAAAGAUUGAUAAAUUUGGUGGGAAGCAUACUUCCCAUGGCCAUAGAAAGGGUUAAUCGUGGAAGUGGUCAUUUGACAUAGCAAGAAAUUCACAUUUAGUUCAAUUUCUGGUAACUUUACCUCGAUUUUAUUGAGUAUUGAAGUAGUCCCUUGGCACUUUUGUUUUCAAAAAUAUUUUGUAUACUGAUUACAGGUGGUGUCUGAACAACUGAUAAAAUAUUUAAAAAAUAUAAUUCAAAAUAUUUUAAUUAAAAAUAUUAACGCCCCAAAAAAAGGGCUGUUUAAAUACCAAAAAAAAAUCUAUUAAAAUUAAAAAAAUACACAAAAUUGCAAAAAAUCCUAAGCUAAAGAAUCGUUCAUAGCGGUAUAUAUAUAUAUAUACGGAUAAAAUUAUUAAAUACAGAUAAAAUUAUUCAUAAAUAAUUUUGAAAAUUUACUUUUUGCUUCUUUUCUUGUGAACAGCGUAGUUUUUAAAGAACAUAAAAAGAGAAGACACUUUGUAUUAUAUAGGCUGCCAUCUGCUAAUAAUAAAUUAAAACAAAAGCAUAGGAAUAGAUUAACUCAAUUUUAAAGUUGAAAUAUUUAUUUAUCUAAAAGUAAAGUGCAUUUUUCGAACCGCCCCCCAAAAGGGACACCUAUUGAAUAUAAUGCCAGAAUGCUUGUUUGACAUUUCUUCAAGCGUGCGAAGUUGCAGAAUCCAUAAUAACAAUCCAGGGCCAUAUCUUCUUUAUUGUGACAGUAAAUUGCUUGAAGUGUGCAGAACAAAAACUGAGCAGUAUUUGAAGCAACAAUAACUCAGACUUUAUAUUAUUAUUCCCAUAUAUUGAAUCAGGAGAUUCCAACACUACUCUUUAUCCAUUUUAUUUUAUCUUUUUCUCAUCAUCAACUAUGCCAAAGUAUUAUUUCUUGUUGGGUUUGAAGUCUAUGCAUUACCAAUAUAGUUAUUUCAUAGAAUAAAUGUGGCAUUAUCUACCAAUAAGAUUCGGAGGCAUCACUAUGAAAGAAUUUUGGAAAGAGUCAGACAUGUCGUUGGAUUGAUAAACCUUUAUAAUUCGAAUUUAUUUCAGAUUGUAUAUAAGUGGAAUAUGUGUUUGCAUGUUAUUGAUGCAUUUUUUUAAACUUUUUAAUUCACAAACUUUUUAUGCUAUGUGAUUUCAUAAUAUGAAAAAUAUAAUUUUUAAAAUUUUCUAUCCCUAACGAUUUUAUAAUAUAUUUUUCGUUAAACUGUGCUGUUUUUUGUUUAUAAUAAAGUUAUUUUUAGUGGCAGCUUGA